Molecule: messenger RNA, 1714 nt
Organism: Boleophthalmus pectinirostris (great blue-spotted mudskipper)
Lineage: Eukaryota; Metazoa; Chordata; Actinopteri; Gobiiformes; Gobiidae
Product: myelin-associated glycoprotein
Exons: 12
Coding region: 68-1279 (403 amino acids)
Source: RefSeq, a predicted model, not a curated record
UCCUUUACGUAGGUAGGUCCUCUUUUUCUUCAGUGACCUCGACUGCAGCAUCUAGUCUUCCUUCAAGAUGGCUGCUGGCCUGAAGCUGAUUUUUCUCUCUGCUUUGAUGCAAGGCGUGAAUGGUCAGGACUGGAAUGUGACUGUGCCGCUGAGGAUCAUGGGAGUUGAAGGCUCUUGUGUGGUUGUGCCCUGUAGUUUUACUCUCCCUGUGUCAUACACUGCAGCACUGAAUAACUGCUCUGGAGGCGCUGUGUGGAGGAAAGGUGGAAUAUCCGGCACGCAUGUUAACACCGUGAAUGUGCUGGGAGACCUGAGACAGAAAAACUGCACCACGCUUUUCAGCCGUUUCACAAAGAACCAAAACAACUUUUACUUCUUCAGACUGGAGUGUCCAAAUUCCAAUUUAAAAUACACUUUUACACAAGGGGUACAGAUCACUGUCGCAUCAGAUGUGUCCAAGCCCUCGCUGACCUCUGUGAGUCAUAUGACCAUGGGAGAUCAUGUGACCCUGCGGUGCUCCGCCCUGGCGCCCUGCCCCUCGCUGCCCCCCUCCUUCACAUGGACCGCCCCCGAGGGCAACAAGAAGGAGAGCUCACAAGUACUUAAGAGUUCAGAUGGACAGAUGAUGCUGGAGUCCACACUGACUUUCACAGCCUCAGCUCAACAUCUCAACCAGACCGUCACCUGCUCCGUGUCCUACCCUCUGUCAGCAGGGGGCAGCACCGAGGCAUUCACCACCUCCCAUGGUCUCAACGUGUUAUAUGGACCCAUGAACACUGCAGCACAUAUGAACGCCUCAGGUCCAGUCUCAGAAGGUUCUGUGGUGUUCUUCAGCUGCUCCAGCGAAGCCAACCCCCCUGUGUCUGCCUACACUUGGUUCAGCAACACCAACGGAAACAUGGUGAAGGUUGGUGAAGGACCGAUACUGCCUCUACUUGUGAAGCAGGCACACAGCGGCUUGUAUGAGUGCCAGGCUCAGAGUGUGAGAGGAACUCAGAGGUCAAAACCACUGCUCCUGGAGGUCAUAGCGCUGAAUGGAAAAACAGGAGCCUUCACCAGCAUUGGACUCUGGGUGUCCAUUGUGUGUGGAGUCUUGACUGCUCUGUGCAUCUUCUCGGUGGCACUGCUCUUCUACAAGUACAGGAGUCUUUCAAAGAGGCUGAAGCAGGUGGAGCAGAAAGACGAGAACGUUUACUCUGAUCUACAAAACAGCACCAUGUCCUCAGACUACGACAACCUCCAGGUCCACCAGUCAAAAGUGAAGACUCCUCGAAAAUGAAUUGUGCAAACUGCAGCUCUGAGAAAAGGCUUCAAGCAAAACACAGAAACAGUCUCUGAAUAAUACGAAUCUAUUUGACUUAAUUUGACAUAUCAUUUUAUUACUUGUACGUUUAGCUUCUUUCAGAAACCACAUCUCAAAGACCUAAAAAGGAAUGAAUUUGCAGAUCAUUUGAAACCAAACAAAUAGAUAAGCUCAUAUGUGGUGCCCCUGGUUGGGUGUCAGCUUCCUGUUAUGUGUAACAUUUUGAGCACUCUUAAAUUGGUAAUCACUAUAGCGACACUCCUAAUUUCUCAUCAUUCUGAAACCCGUGGGUACAGCAUUAAGCAUUGAGUCUCCAUUUCAGCACACAGACAUACAACCAUUGAUUACUCACAAUUUAUUUAGCUGGUUUCAGAAAAAAAUUUAAAAAGCACCAUUUGUUCUUUGGGAAAA